Phytophthora sojae is the source of this 1332-nucleotide messenger RNA. RefSeq lists its product as hypothetical. Lineage: Eukaryota; Oomycota; Peronosporomycetes; Peronosporales; Peronosporaceae. The transcript is spliced from 6 exons. Bases 1 to 1332 code for a protein of 443 amino acids. Gene Ontology annotation, molecular function: FMN binding; flavin adenine dinucleotide binding; NADPH-hemoprotein reductase activity. Gene Ontology annotation, cellular component: cytosol. The record is from RefSeq and is a predicted model, not a curated record.
AUGGACGCCUUUAUGGAGUUCGAGCGAGAGAUGGCACUCAAGCGUCGAAAGGAGAACCCUGAGCGAUUCGUGCCGGUAGGUCCCUUGACUCCGCCCGUAAAGCCCAAAGACGACGAGUGCUGCCACUUGGAUUGCCCCAACUGCGUGCUCCUAGUCUACCAGGAGAAGCUUUUGGAGUAUGAGCUCAGCCUACAGAGCCAGAACCAAAGAGAAAAGCCAAAAGCGCCAGCGCCAAAGUACGACUUGUCAUUUUACUCGAGCAAGGGCGACGAAGAGCUAUCAGACGCACGGCGGAAAGUGCUGGCAGAAGCCGAUCGAGCAUUGUUUGAGGUCGCUGCGAACGACGUGAUCAGUGCGCCACACCAAACAACGGACGGAGCGUGGCGUUCAGUACGCCAUAUCGACCUCUGUAUUCGUGCAGACCAACAGGAGCUCGUAAGCGAGCAGGCGUCCAAUAUCGGCGUGUAUGUUCCUAACGAUCUCCCAGCUGUGGAGCGAAUGCUGGUGCAUUUGCACGUAGAGGACCCCGACCAGCAAGGGUAUCCGCAGCGUCCUUUUUCUCAAGCUGGAACUGUGCGCGAUGCAUUAACGUGGACAUUCGACCUGGUCUCGACUCCACGCCCCAGCUUUUUACGCAGCCUCGCUGCGUACGCUUCCGAUGAAAACGAUAUCGCAGCACUAUUGGCGCCUCAAACAGCAGAAGCCAUCCAGUCUGAAAGGCCCCAACAGCACGCGACCAUCGCCGACAUUUUUGAUCGCUUCCCCUCGGUGCGCCUGAGCUUCGCCGAGUUUUUCCAGAUCGCACCGUCCAAUGCGCCGCGAUACUACACAGUCUCCUCGUCGCGGCAGUUUGUGCCUGAUACCGUCUCGAUCACGCUUGGUCUCCGCAAGGCGGACGCGCUGCCACUCCCACGCUGUUCCAGCUAUCUCGCGAUGCUGAAGCCGGGCGACUGCAUUCGUGCGUCGUUCUACCAGUCUUCGUUCGUGUUCCCGUUCCACGACCAUCGGCCUAUCAUGCUCAUCAGCGCCGGCACUGGGAUCGCGCCAUUCCGCGCGUUUUUGCAGGACCUCGAGCAUGAAGACGGCACUUCACCACACCAGCACCGACCAGCAUAUCUGUUCUACGGCUGCCGAGAAAAGAGCGUGGACUUCCUCUACGCGGAGGAGCUUCAGCGCGCUCGGGACUCAGGCGUGCUGAACCAGCUGCAUGUGGAGUUUUCGGGCGACAACGGGAAGCCGAAGCGGGUACGUUGUGUAGCAGAACUUGCAGCGAGCUCGUGGCGCGGCACCUGCUUGCGUACGAAGGCUACAUCUACGUGUGCGGGAGUCUAG